CGUAGACUAUGUUGUUGGCACUUCGUGAUUUUGCACUGUGAGGGGUUCAUGUGUUGCUCGGAAAUGGCGGGCUGCUGUGAGCAAAGGAUCCAAAUACGGAGUCUCUCCGGCGAGAGGACAACCGCUUCCGUGUCGCAGAACCUUACCGUUCUACAACUCAAGCUCAUUCUCAAGCAAACUUUUAUCCCCGCAUCUUCUUCCUCCAAUUUCCAUCUAUUUUUCAAGGGAACAAAAUUGUUAUUAGAGAAUAAGGUUAGCAGCUAUUCAAUUGGUGAUGAAGAUUUUUUGGUUCUUGUUCCUUUUGCAAAGAAGGAUAGACUAAAGUCUGAACACUCUGCAACGUCCCCAGCUAUGUCAGAAUUUGCAACUUCAAAGCAAUCUGAAUCAACAUGGUGUGAUGUGGUGGAUGACCUGUCAGUUUUGUGCAGUGAAAUUAACAGCAAAAAUCAAAAUGAUGUUGAGAAUGAGACAAUUAGUUUGGGAACAAACAUGCAUUCAAAUAAUGGGAAUUUCACUUUGAAUAAUUCUUCACAAAGGAAACGCAAGCUAAAGUCCCAAGUUAUUAAGACAUAUGGACCUACAGAUGAGCUCAUAUUUGACAUCCUGCAGUCAUUUAGCAGGAGUAUAGUGGAGCAAACAUCUAAAUUUGUUAUGGUUUUAGACUCAGUUAAUUGCUUAAGUGAUCCAAAUUCAGGGAACUGCAUAUGCAUUGAAGCUCAAACACCGAACAAUGAGAUGGAUCCACGCUCUGGAAAAAAUAAAUUUUGCUUGUGCCCAUCAUGGUUGAAAAGUAAACUGAAAUUAUUUUCUUUCAUAAAUGUAUAUUAUGCUGUUACUCAACUUCAACAUGGACAAGUUACUAUGUAUUCUCUGAAGAGAGCACUUGAUGAAAUUGCUAAGUUUGGAUUUCAAGCCAGUAUAACGGAUGUUGAGUAUCUCUCUGACCUGUGUACAAAGCUUAUAAGAAUUGUUGACAAUUAUGAUGCAACAAUUACUUGUACCAAUGCUAUCGUGAUCAUUAAAUCUUCAAGUGAACAAGGCGAGCAGCACGAUGUUGCUAAAAAGUGUAUCCCAGAAUCAAAGAUAAUCAGUUCAAUGAAAAGACGGCAAGAGUGCUUCAAUACGAGUCUUUUGAAGGCCUUAAGAUCAUUAAUGCUUGAAGAUCGAAGCAAGUUUUCUAGUUUCUCCUGGGAAGAUUUCAUUCUGCAUGUGAAGCAGUGCAGUGAUGUUCCAAAUGGGAACAAAGUGAAAGCAUCUGAUUCUCAUUCAUUUAAAGCAAUUUGUCAUGAUACAAACCCAAUGCAUCCUAUGGAAAUGUUGGAUCAUCUUAGGAAAUCCAUUGGAUCUAAAGGACAGAUUGUUCAUGUUGAACAGAUCAAUGCUAGGAAUGCCACUUUUGUAGAGAUUCCACAUGAACUUUCAGAGUGUACCCAGGUUGCGUUGAGAAAUAUUGGAAUUACUAGGUUAUAUAGUCACCAGGCUGAGUCGAUUCAAGCAUCUCUUGCUGGCAAAGAUGUAGUGGUGGCGACGUUGACAUCCAGUGGAAAAUCUCUUUGCUACAACCUUCCUGUUCUUGAAGUACUAUCAUACAAUUCAUUAGCAUGUGCACUUUACCUUUUUCCGACUAAGGCUCUUGCACAAGACCAACUGAGAGCUUUAUUGAGCAUGACAAAUGAGUUUGAUCUUAACCAAAACAUUGGUGUGUAUGAUGGAGACACGUCUCAGCCAGAUAGGAUAUGGUUACGCGAAAAUGCUAGAGUGUUGAUCACAAAUCCAGAUAUGUUACAUAUGUCUAUCUUGCCAUUCCAUGGACAAUUCAGCCGGAUCCUUUCUAAUCUAAGGUUCGUCAUUUUAGAUGAAGCUCAUGCUUAUAAGGGUGCUUUUGGCUGUCAUGUCGCUCUUAUUUUGAGAAGGCUUCGUCGACUCUGCUCCCAUGUGUAUGGUAGCAAUCCUUCUUUUGUAUUUUCCACUGCCACUUCGGCAAACCCUGCUGACCACACUAAGGAACUUGCAAAUCUGCCAGCAGUUGAGUUGAUUCAGAAUGAUGGUAGUCCUUCUGGUCCAAAAACAUUUGUUCUCUGGAAUCCUCCAGUGUGUCUAAAAACAGUUACAAAAAAAUGUAAGGGUACUAAUGCUAUGAAUUCUACUGAUAGAAAUAGAAGUGUGGUUGCUGGAAGAUCAAGUCCUAUGAUGGAGGUAUCAUACAUUUUUGCCGAAAUAGUGCAGCAUGGGCUUCGUUGUAUUGCAUUUUGCAAAACACGCAAACUUUGUGAGCUUGUCUUAAGCUACACACGUGAGAUACUUAAGGAAUCAGCACCUCACUUAGUUGACGCUAUUGGUGCUUACCGAGGGGGAUAUGUUGCUGAGGAUAGGAGAAGGAUUGAACAAAAUUUUUUUCAGGGUAAGAUGUGUGGUAUUGCUGCUACGAAUGCUCUCGAGCUGGGAAUCGAUGUUGGACACAUUGACGUCACUUUACAUCUAGGCUUUCCGGGUAGUAUAGCUAGUCUAUGGCAACAAGCUGGAAGAUCAGGAAGAAGGGGAAAUCCAUCAAUCGCUAUAUAUGUUGCUUUUGGAGGGCCUUUGGAUCAAUAUUUCAUGAAGCUCCCAACCAAACUUUUUAGGAGUCCAGUUGAAUGUUGUCAUAUUGAUGCGAAUAACCCACAGGUGCUUGAACAGCAUGUGGCUUGUGCUGCUUUUGAACACCCUCUAAGUUUGCAUCAUGACGAGAAGUAUUUUGGUCCUGGACUGGAAUCUGCAGUAAUGACACUAAAAAAUAAGGGAUAUCUGAAUACUGACAUGUCACGCGAUGUUAGUGCUAGAAUUUGGAGCUACAUUGGGCCUGAGAAAAUUCCUUCAAAUAUUGUAAAUGUUCGAGCAAUUGAAACAGAACGAUACCAAGUAAUUGACAAGCAAAAGAAUGAAGUUCUAGAAGAAAUUGAAGAGAGUAGGGCAUUCUUUCAGGUUUAUGAAGGGGCUGUUUAUAUGAAUCAAGGAAAGACCUAUCUUGUGAAGGACAUGGAUUUAUCAAGUAAAAUUGCUUGGUGCCAGGAAGCAGACCUGAAGUAUUACACAAAAACCCGUGACUAUACUGACAUUCAUAUCAUUGGGGGUAACAUUUCAUAUCCAGCGAGGAAUUCUAAUAUCCAGUUCGCAAGAACAACUGCACAAGCACAAUUCUGCAGAGUUACCACUACAUGGUUCGGCUUCCGUCGAAUAUGGAAGAAAAGCAACCAAGUCUUUGACACCAUUGAACUGUCACUUCCAAACUACUCUUAUGAGUCCCAGGCUGUCUGGGUUCCAGUCCCUGCGGCGAUAAAGACAACAGUUGAUGCCUUAAGUUAUUCAUUUCGAGGAGGUUUACAUGCUGCUUGCCAUGCUGUUCUUAAUGUAGUUCCUUUGUUUAUAAUUUGCAAUGCAUCUGACAUAGCUUCGGAGUGUGCAAACCCUUAUGAUGCACGUUGUGUUCCAGAUAGAAUUUUACUUUAUGAUCCACGCCCGGGCGGAACUGGGAUUGCAGUGCAGAUUCAACCUGUAUUUACCGAGCUUUUGACUUCCGCCUUGGAACUUCUCACAUCCUGCCAUUGCUCUGGUGAUGCUGGUUGCCCUAAUUGUAUACAAAAUAUUAUUUGUCAAGAAUAUAAUGAGGUUCUACACAAGGAUGCAGCCAUAACCAUACUUAAGGGUGUUAUCAAGGCAGAGCAAAUAUGUGCAUAGUAGCUGUGUUUUGCUGAAUCAAAUUUGCUAACUCUUGUUUCCAGAACUGGGUUGGAAUUCACUUGGCAAUUCAUUCAUUACCAAAUACAUGUGUUUGAAGUUUAAACAUUACUCCAAUCAGGGCUGGGAAUUUUAUAAGUUAAAUUUCUUAAUAAUCUUAAGAAAGAAAUGUAAAGUAUGCGUUGAAUUACAGUGUGUAAU
Molecule: messenger RNA, 3915 nt
Organism: Cuscuta campestris
Lineage: Eukaryota; Viridiplantae; Streptophyta; Magnoliopsida; Solanales; Convolvulaceae
Source: the annotation of a GenBank genome assembly